UUUGUUUCAUGUUAAAAGCAAAGCUCACAGCCCCUUUCCCUAGCAUUACUGGUUUGUCCCCUGCCAGUAUCUGGUGGUGCAUGCCUGUGUUCUGUUUACACCUGUUUGACACUCCCCUAUCAAUGCUUCUACUCUCCAGCACACACAAACGGCCCAAUAGCUCCCAACGCUCAGCAGCCCGCAGCCAAAUACUGUGAGCCUUUCCGCUCAUUCAAUGCUGAUCAAGCACAGCAUACCUUCCUUCUUGGUUACAUUUUCAUGACGAGGGCACUUGUUCUCCUACUGUGGUUAUAGUGGAAUUCUGCACACGAUGAGUGCAUUUUCCAUGCAUUUGGUAGCACCUGGAUUACCUUGACUUCCUGUGUACAGCACAUGGGGCAUGACGUGCAUGCAAGCCCUCCGGUGGACCUUUCUCACAACGCUCUGAGACUUCACCAACACUCUCGCGUCACCACAGAAGCCAGAGAUAACAUGCCUCCCUCAUUCUAGCUGUCUUUUCACUGUUGGCUUGUCAUAUGAUGGCUACUUGGGCCAGGAAGGAAGGACGGAAGAACUCUGAUUCUGAACACGUCAAACACAUUCCCAUGCGGCAGUACUAUCACAUGGUACAGGAGGCAGAUGGAAAUUUCUUCGAGAGUUUCACAGCACUGUCAUGGAGACAAGAAAACCGAAGACUGAGAGCCAGCAGUGAGGAGGAUCUUGUAGAGGACAAGCCAUUGCCUGUGGAAAGUCAAGCUGUUGUCAAACCUGAUCGUCAGAAACUCACCAAGGAUGAGCUGGACACCCUGUACAAAGAGUUGAUGUACACCAUCCGACACAGGAUAGGCACCACCAGUGACGGACACUCUCCCUUCGAUGAAGACCUGUACAAUUAUGCCCAAGAGGUAUUCCACUUUACAGAAGACAGACACAGGGCCCUGCUGGACAGGGCUAAAGAACUAAAGGCCCCAAAAUGUGUGCUGAACGUAACAGUUGCAGAAGCAAAGGAUCUAGAAGCAAAGGAUGCAAAUGGGUACAGCGACCCCUAUUGCAUGUUGGGAAUUGUCCCACCAUCCUUCAGUCCCCCAUCCACUCCUGGAGGGAAGCCCAAGAACCGACUAAGCUUCAAGGACAGACAACGGAGGAAGAGCAGAGGCAAGGACAAGGUGACUCAAACAGAAGAUCUGAUAGCCAAGUCACCCAUUCUUGUGUCAGAGGUCAGAAGGAAGACACUUAACCCACAGUGGAACGAGAAAUUCAGAUUGUAA
This is a messenger RNA of Branchiostoma belcheri (Belcher's lancelet), 1247 nucleotides long. RefSeq names its product BAI1-associated protein 3-like. The transcript has 9 exons. The coding region runs from base 516 to 1247 and encodes 243 amino acids. NCBI's taxonomy places the organism in Eukaryota, Metazoa, Chordata, Leptocardii, Amphioxiformes, Branchiostomatidae. The record is from RefSeq and is a predicted model, not a curated record.